GUCACUUUGGUUUGCUAUGGAAUCAGAAUUCGGAAACCCGAAACCCUGAGCCCCCAUUGCUUCACUCUCUAAAUUCUUAAAACACCAGAACACUUCCUUUCCCUCCCAUUAUUCUCUCUCUUCGAUCUCCUUCUACUUCUCAUUCUCUUCAUUUGCUUCACUACCUUCUCCUUCAGGAGAUUGAACUCCCAAGGAUUUAUUACUGCUGCUGAACCCAAAACCCCUCAAUAAACCCUCACUCUGCAGUUAUGGCUUCCGCUUCAGUUGUAUCUGCAGGGACUUUGUGUGAAGCUCGUGGUACUGUAAGUGAAAAUUGUAGGAGUGGGAGAGAUCUCAACACAGAAAAUUGUGAUUUACAGGUUACAUCACUAUACAAGAAGAGAAGGAUAUCUUCAGUUUCUGAUUUUUUUCCAUAUGUUCUGAGAAGGAUAGAAGAAUUUUUACCUAGUUUACAUUCCCCUGAUUAUUAUAUGGAACCUUGCUUGAAAGAUAUGGUGAGAAUGGAACUCUUCUAUCCUGGUUAUUGCAGCCGAGUUCCGGAUUUUGUGGUUGGAAGAUUUGGAUAUGGGUGUGUAAAAUUCUUUGGGAAAACUGAUGUAAGAGGGUUGGAUUUAGAUCAAAUUGUGAAAUUCCAUAGGCAUGAGGUGAUUGUAUAUGAAGAUGAAAGCAACAAGCCCAUGGUUGGUCAAGGGAUUAACAAGACUGCUGAGGUAACUUUGAGACUUCAAAUUAAAAAUUUAGACUUGGGUAAGCAGGAAGUAGAUGGUAUUGUUAAGAAAUUAAGACAGAGCAUGAAGAGUCAAGGGGCACAAUUCGUUGCAUUUGACACGACAAAUGGUGAAUGGAAAUUCUUGGUUGACCAUUUCAGUAGAUUUGGGUUGAGUGAAGAUGACGAGGAAGAUAUUAUUAUGGAUGAUGCAACAGGAGCUGUGCAAGAUCCUGGGAUAAUUGGUGAUGGUGGGAAUCCUGAGAUUGAUGAAGAUAUGCAAUUGGAUAGUAAUGGAUCAUUGCUUUCUCAUUCUCUUCCUGCACAUCUCGGGCUGGACCCUGUGAAGAUGAAAGAAAUGAGAAUGUUGAUGUUUCCUUCCGAGGAAGAAGAGGAGCUUGAGGAUUUUAGAAGGACAGGUUCUAAUCGGAAACAAGGAUUUGCGAAAGAAUAUAUAAAGUCCUCUUUGAAUAACUCUAACCCGAGGACGGCCAAUAAGUCUAGCCCACCUGUUGUGCGGAAAACCCCUGUUGCUUUACUUGAGUAUAAUUCUGGUGCUUUUGAUUCAAGCUCAUCUAGAACUGUUCUGAUGACACAAGAAAAUAAGGGUUUGCCACUAAAGACCGCUAAAAGGGAAGGUUUCAAGCUGGACAUCAAACAAGAGACACCGGUCACUGGAAGCCAUUCUCACAAUAUAGUUGAUGCAGCAUUGUUCAUGGGUAGAUCAUUUCGUGUAGGUUGGGGCCCAGGUGGCAUUCUUGUUCACUCUGGUGCACCUGUAGGUAGUAAUGAUGCCCAGAGAGUAUUAUCUUCUGUAAUCAAUGUAGAAAGAGUGGCAAUUGAUAAAGUCGUUAGAGAUGAAAAUAGUAAAGUAAAGAAAGAACUUGUUGACUUUGCUUUUGAUGCUCCAUUGAAUCUUCACAAAGCUAUAAAUUAUGAAGAAAAAGCAGUGGAAGUUGGAUCCUUUCAAUUGAAACUUCUGAAGGUUGUUUCUAAUCGCUUAGAGCUUUCUGACAUUUGUAGGAGCUAUAUAGACAUUAUUGAGAGGCAGUUGGAUGUUCCUGGUUUAUCUUCUUCUGCUCGGUUGGUUUUGAUGCAUCAAGUGAUGGUCUGGGAACUGAUAAAAGUUCUUUUUUCAGAAAGGGAAAAUACUGGUCAACUGAAAUCCAUGGCUGCUGAUAUUGAAGAAGAUAUGAUGCAGGAUAUCAAGGAAGGUCCUCCAGAAGUUGACUUGGAAGCACUUUCUCUUAUUAGAAGGGCUCAGUUUAGUUGUUGGCUGCAAGAAAGCGUAUGUCAUCGUGUACAAGAAGAAGUAAGAUCAGUGAAUGAUUCAGGUUACUUGGAACACUUAUUCUUUCUCUUGACUGGGCGACAACUUGAUGCAGCUGUGGAGCUGGCAGCUUCUAAAGGAGAUGUUAGACUGGCUUGUUUACUGAGCCAGGCUGGCGGAUCAACAGUUAAUCGAUCUGAUGUUGCAAGACAGCUUGAUAUGUGGAGACGUAAUGGUCUGGACUUCAAAUUCAUUGAGAAGGAAAGGAUUCGGCUUUAUGAGUUGCUUGCUGGUAAUAUUCAUGGUGCUUUGCGUGGUAUUAACAUUGACUGGAAGAGAUUCUUAGGAUUGUUAAUGUGGUUUCACCUACCUUCAGAUACUGCAUUGCCUGUUGUUUUUCGAACUUAUCAGCACCUUCUUGAUGAUGGAAAAGCUCCAUUUCCCGUUCCAAUUUAUAUUGAUGAAGGAUCAGUUGAAGAGAAAGCAAAUUUGAGCAGAGUGGAAAGAUUUGAUCUUUCAUACUAUCUGAUGCUUCUGCAUGCCAGUGAAGAGAGUCAAUUAUGCUCUCUGAAAACAAUGUUUAGCACCUUCUCUUCAACACAUGAUCCACUUGACUAUCAUAUGAUAUGGCAUCAGCGGGCUAUCUUGGAAGCUGUUGGUGCUUUCAAUUCUAAUGAUCUUCAAGCUCUUGACAUGGGACUUAUAUCCCAGUUACUAUGUCAGGAGCAGUGUCAUUGGGCUAUCUAUGUAGCCCUUCACAUGCCCUACCGUGAUGAUUAUCCUUACCUUCAAGCAAUUCUUAUCAGGGAAAUUUUGUUCCAAUAUUGUGAAUCAUGGAGUUCACAAGAAUCACAGCGACAAUUUAUCGAGGAUUUGGGAAUUCCAUUGCAAUGGCUGCAUGAAUCUAUGGCUGUUUAUUUCAAUUACCAUGGGGAUUUGCCAAGGGCUCUUGAGCACUUUCUGGAAUGUGAAAAUUGGCAAAAGGCUCAUUCUAUUUUCAUGACUUCAGUUGCUCAUGCAUUGUUCUUGUCUGCCAAUGACCCAGAGGUAUGGAGGAUUGCAACAUCCAUGGAGAACCACAAGUCAGAAAUCGAAAAUUGGGAUUUGGGAGCUGGAAUUUAUAUUUCAUUCUAUGUGCUAAGAAGUUCAUUACAGGAGGAUAACAAUACUAUGGCUGAAUUGGAUUCCCUCGACAGCAGAAAUGCAGCUUGUAGGGACUUUCUUGGCCGUUUGAAUGAGUCUUCAGCAGUUUGGGGUGGCAAGUUACAUGUUGAUGCGAGGGUGGUUUAUUCAAAGAUGGCGGAAGAGAUAUGCAAUUUGCUGCUUUCUGAUACUAGUGGAAGUCAAACACGUGAUGACCAAUUAAGCUGCUAUGACACCGUCUUCAGCGCUCCCAUCCCGGAAGACCUUCGUUCAACUCAUUUACAGGAUGCUGUUGCAGUUUUCACUUGCAGUCUUUCAGAAGUGUUGAGUUAGUUUGUGUAACUAACCCCGUUCCUAUUGUUGCUUGGAUGGUGAUUUUGGGUUGGGAGCUUGAUGUUGUAAACUCUAACCUUAAUUUCGUACCAAACUCCAAAAUUCAUAAUUGUCAAGUUAAUAGAUAUAAUUACACAACCAAA
Messenger RNA from Hibiscus syriacus, 3595 nucleotides. RefSeq names its product nuclear pore complex protein NUP96-like. The record is from RefSeq and is a predicted model, not a curated record. Bases 249 to 3452 code for a protein of 1067 amino acids. Gene Ontology annotation, molecular function: structural constituent of nuclear pore. The transcript has 7 exons. Gene Ontology annotation, biological process: nucleocytoplasmic transport. Gene Ontology annotation, cellular component: nuclear pore. Lineage: Eukaryota; Viridiplantae; Streptophyta; Magnoliopsida; Malvales; Malvaceae.